CAAUACGCCGUCGUUUAAAGUCCUCUCCUCCUCCUCUUCCAUCUGCCGUUGUCCCUACCCUUUCUGUCAUUCCACGCUCGAAUCUCCCCAAUCAUUCUCUCUAUCCAUCUCUUUCUCCAUCUUCAAUGGAAAUCGAUUCCCUCCCCAACGGUACCGCCGCGUCGCCGGGACCGACCCUAGGACCCGUCCCCACCGCCGCAACCCCUCCUCCUUCCUCGAAACUGAGCCACCUCGCCGACUCCCUGAAGCUGGAGCACCAGUUCCUCAGAGUCCCCUUCGAGCACUACAAGAAGACGAUCCGCGCCAACCACCGCGUCGUGGAGAAGGAGAUUUCCUCCGUUAUUAACGGCGUAUCCGAAGCCGCUGACCGGGACAACAUGUCGUCGGACGACGCCGUGAAUCAUCUCAGCUCCCUCGUUUCCAGGCUGCAGGGGCUUAAACGAAAGUUGGAAGAGGGGAGUAAGACGGAGCACUUGCAGGCGCAGAGGUGCCGGGCUCGGCUUGAUCAUUUAGAAUCGGCAGAUGUGGAGAGUCUGUCUGAAUGGAAUGACACACGUGUGAACCGGAUACUUGUGGAUUACAUGUUGCGGAUGUCUUAUUAUGAUACGGCAGUGAAGCUGGCAGAAAGCAGAAAUAUUCAGGAUUUUGUUGAUAUUGAUGUAUUCCAAGAAGCAAAAAAGGUUAUUGAAGCCCUUCAGAAUAAGGAGGUAGGCCCUGCCCUAGCCUGGUGUGCCGAGAACAAGUCACGGUUAAAGAAAUCCAAGAGUAAAUUCGAGUUUCAGCUGAGACUUCAAGAGUUUAUAGAGUUGGUACGAGCUGAAAAUAACUUGCGAGCGAUCACAUAUGCUCAAAAGUACCUAGCACCAUGGGGAACUACUCAUAUGAAAGAAUUCCAGCGGGUCUUUGUAACAGUAGCUUAUAAGAGUACUACAGAAUGUGCUCCGUACAAGGUUUUAUUUGAGCCAAAGCAAUGGGAUUACCUGGUUGACCAAUUCAAACAGGAAUUCUGCAAGUUAUAUGGCAUGACGCUUGAGCCUUUGCUGAAUAUUUAUCUGCAAGCAGGCCUGUCUGCUCUUAAAACCCCAUACUGUUAUGAUGAUGAUUGCACCAAGGAGGAUCCGCUAUCACAGGAGGGUUUCCGGAAACUAGCCCUGCCCUUACCUUAUUCUAAGCAGCAUCAUUCGAAGCUUGUUUGCUACAUAACUAAGGAACUAAUGGACACAGAGAACCCACCGCAAGUCUUGCCCAACGGCUAUGUCUACAGCACUAAGGCAGGCUCUUGAAGAAAUGGCGAGGAAGAAUGAUGGUAAGAUUACUUGUCCAAGGACAGGAUUGGUAUGCAAUUUCACAGAUCUGGUGAAGGCAUAUAUAUCAUGAAUAUAAAUAUUAUUGCCCUUUUAAAUUAUUCAAGUUCGUUAUUAAUCUGUAAUUCUGGGAUUUCUAACUGUCAAAACAUCCUCCUCUCUGUCUAUGUACAUAAACAGGAAUGCUCUCCUAAGGUCCUCAUUUUGAGGACCCGUGAGGUCCUAUUUCAUUUCAACCCUUAAAAUUAAUUUGACUGUGAAAUAAUCCAAAAUAUGAUAUUAUCCCUGUUACAACAUAACAAAAUAAUAAUUUUGAUAUAAAAAAAAAAACAAGAAGAGUUUCAGGCGUGAAUGUCAUAUAUCCGGUAUGUUGUAAAAGGGAUAAUAUCAUAUCUUGUUAUUAUCCCUGUUACAACAUUUUUAUUUUGUUAUGGUGUAACAUGGAUAAUAUCAUAUUUUGGAUUAUUUCAGUCAGAUUAAUCUUAUGGGUUGAAAUGAAAUAGGACCUCACAGGUCCUCAAAAUGAGGACCUUAGGAGAGAAUUUCUGCCUACAUAAAAUGCUUUCCUGCCGGACGUCCGGCUCAUUCCUCAACUUGGAAGUUGGUAUUACUGGUGGGGGAUUGAAGCAUGCACAUAUAUGCAGAAUUUAUUUUCAAGUUGCUGAACGGAAGACAUUCCACACUUGUUAAUAUUUCAAUUAAUUUACUCUACUGCUUUGAGCUGUAAAAACCAAGUCAUGGGAAUCCAAGUUGACGGGCUCUAAACCCAACUUGCUGGGUGAAGUAGCUACAGUUUUUAAUACAAGCGAUAUUUAAACUCGGA
Molecule: messenger RNA, 2127 nt
Organism: Pyrus x bretschneideri (Chinese white pear)
Lineage: Eukaryota; Viridiplantae; Streptophyta; Magnoliopsida; Rosales; Rosaceae
Product: protein MAEA homolog
Exons: 7
Coding region: 126-1283 (385 amino acids)
Biological process (GO): proteasome-mediated ubiquitin-dependent protein catabolic process
Cellular component (GO): nucleus; cytoplasm; GID complex
Molecular function (GO): protein binding; ubiquitin protein ligase activity
Source: RefSeq, a predicted model, not a curated record